This is a messenger RNA of Cladocopium goreaui, 1209 nucleotides long. Lineage: Eukaryota; Dinophyceae; Suessiales; Symbiodiniaceae. The record is from the annotation of a GenBank genome assembly.
AAGACUCAAAGAUUGAGUCAGGCUUGUGGCAGUACUUGACCCAUGGGUCUGUGUUCCUCCAAAAAGUCCUUGAAGGUGGUGCAUCCCCUGGAUGUGGUCCCCGAUGGACCCACGGCACCAGCACCUGCCGCCGGCGUGGCCGCUGUGGAGCCGGUCGCAGCGCCAGCGCCGGCGGCACCGGCAGCGGUCGCAACGCCAGCACCGGCGGUGCCAAAGGCCGUGGCCAAGGCGAAAGCCAAGGCGAAGGCCAAACCAACGUCUUUGAUCAAGGCAAUUAAGGUGAAUGAUGUGACCGUGGUUGAGGAGUUUUUACAAGCUCCAGACUGCAACUUGGAGGUGCUGGGAAUGUGGGAUAAUACUCCGCUGCUGGCAGCCUGCAUGUAUGGACAUUCUGAGGUGGCUCUGAAACUCCUUGCCCGCGGGGCGAAUGUUUUUGCUCAGAACGAGCAUGGUGCCACGGCCUUGCACUACAGCUCCGUGGAGGGCUCCCGAGAGGUGACGAAGGCCAUUCUGGAUUCGGCCUCCUCUGAGGUGGAGAAACUGGUGAACCGUGGUGCGGCCAAAGUCUACAAUCGUCACCUUGAUUGCUAUGGAGAACGAACACCUCUAGCAGCUGCUGCUGAAAGCGGAUUUGAGGAUUCAGUCGCUCUGCUGCUGGCGGCAGGUGCGAGGCUUGACGAGGCUGAUGGGGAUGGAAGAACAGCCCUGUGGUUGGCGGCUCGACACAGCAGACUGGGAGUUGCUCAAGUCUUGCUGAAGCACGGUGCGGACGCCACACACUGCGACAAGGAGGGCAGCUCCGUCCUUGGCGCCGCCACGGCGGGGCGUUGCAACGAUGACUUGGUCUUGGCCUUGCUGGCGGUGAAUGGGCUGGAUGUCAACAAGACGUCCGGCUCGCCGCUCUUCGAUGUGGUCAAGGCCAACAAGAAAUCGCUGGCCGAGACCUUGCUGACGCACGGCGCGGCCGUGAACACGCCAGGACCCGGUGGACGCACUGCGCUGCAUGCUGCAUGUGAGCGAGGCGAUGAAUACUUGGUGCAAUUGUUAGUUCGAUCUCGCGCUGAUACGUCCAUCGCUGAUGCGCAGGGAUUCACUGCUUUCGACUUAUUGCGAAGACGGGGCCUCCCUGAUGGGAAGAUCCUUGCCAUGUUCAACUUGCCGGCACAAAGUGAAAGUGACGGAGGGACCGGCAGUGCCGCUGAUGGUUGA